AGAUUUGUCAUAAUACAUAACUAUUAUAUAUAUUUAAAUAUCUAUUUAUAAAUACAUAAAUCGAAAACAAAAUGGCGACUCUACAUAUGUAUGAAUACAGGAAUUGAUAAGUGUAAACAUUUAUGUGAAAGUAUCUUAGGUUAUUGAUAUAAACAGGAAAAAGAAAAAAAAAAUGAAUGUACGAAAAACCCAUUACUCAUCAAAGCCGGAACUAUGACUGGCAAUACUACGAUUGUUUACAAUCCCUUUCAUCUUUUUUGCUUGGACGAUUUCAUUCUCUCUCUCUCUCUCUCUCUCUCUCUCUCUCUCUCUCUCUCUCUCUCUCUCUCUAUGAUGUUUUACAUUUAAAAUAAUUCUUAGUAUUCUCAAUGUUUUUUAAAUAUUUUGUUAUUUUUUGUGUAUAGUAUAUUUAAAUACGAUAAAAUAAAAAAAGAAUAAUAAUUCAGAAUUAUUGGGCAAUUCGAUUAUUAAAUGAUUAAAAUCAAUAGUUUUCGAAAAAUAUAUUGAAAUAUAUAAUUUUUAUUGCAAUAACAAAAUAUAAAAUAAAUUCGACUCGCCAAAUGAGUCACCGAUCUCUAUUUUGAUUAUAACGUUGCUAAGCAACGAUUAGGAUACCUUUACUAUUCUCUUGAUUACGACUGUAUUGCUUUUACUACAGUACACGAACGCCAACGAAAAAUAGUUCAAGUAUUUUUUUUCUCUUUCUUUUCUUUUUUUUUUAAAGAUAUUACAAAAAUCAAAAUGGCAAAUAUUCAAGGAAGAAAAAAGAUCGCUGCGAGUUAUCGAGUUAAGGAACCUAUACGUAACUUUAAAAUAAGAGUUAGAGUCGCCCAACAGAAGUCUUUGCUGGCCGACUUGUUCGAUACCGAGAACGAUACAAGAGAUCCGAAUUAUUUGGAAGAAGACGAACGUAUUUUUAGAUGGCAAGAGAAGAUCUUCAGUCCCUUCGAAAUUGAAUUUUACAACGACGAAAAAAAUUGCGUUAACGAGUCUCAAAGAAAAUAUCAUGAACUCAUCAAGGAAAAAAAUUUGCAAGCCUCGCGUUUGUAUACUUAUACGGAAACAGAUACGUAUUAUCCCGAUGAAAAUCUGCUUACGAAGCCUUACCAAUCAUAUUUGUCAAUUAAAAAUCAAUUUGCAUUGCCAGCAAUACUAAAUCGUAAACCGUUCACACUGAGGUACAAUAAAAAUGUGAUCGAUGAUAGAAUCAAUGAUAAGAGAAUACGUUCCAAUCAUUAUUUUUAUAUGGAACGUAGUACAAUGUAUAUAUUAGUAGAUUUAAGUGGAAAGGAUAAAUCAGAUUUGUUUCAUGCAUCUGACGUUGAUACAGAAACACUUUUAUGUAGAAUUACUUAUGAUAAAAUGCAUAACAUUCUUACUAUGUACCCUGAUUUUACUUCUGAUGAAUCUUAUAUGCUUACCACUGAUACUGGUAUUAGAUAUGAUUAUUGGCUUGAACAUAUUUCUGAAAUUCAAUCUACAUCGGAGUUGGAACAGCAACAAGAAGAAUUACGACAAGAGAUGCAAAAACUUUUGAUGUAUAAAGCUGCUGAGAUACCUAAUGAAAUAGAAGUAACAGUGCCAAACAUAUUACAAAUCUUUUUAAACAUAAACAUUGUUUCUGCACACAAUUUUUCUUACAAUGGUUUAUUCAUAACUUAUUAUAUCGUUCUGCCAAAAGAUUGGAGUACGAAGCAAAAAGAACGAUUAAUUGGGAGGACACAGAAAUGUUAUUUAAAAGAUAAAACUGCAUACUUUGAUUAUAUCAUGGAAAUAUUAUUGGAUUUGCAUCUAAAUAUAUUAACUAAAAAUGCACCUAUUACAAAAUGGCCAUCUUUGUUAAUAUCAGUAGCGUCUCUUGAUAGUUGGACCAGAUACCGUAUAGAAGGAUAUGGAGUAGUACCUAUAUCGUUAUCACCAGGUACACAUGAAUUAUCUAUACCCACUUGGAGGCCAGCUGGGAAUAUUGUUGAUUCCCUUCGUCGAUUUUUUACAGGUGGUACUUAUGAAUUGGAAGAUAUUACACAUUGUGGAAUUCCACCGGUAUACGAGAGUACGACGUUAGAUAAAUCAAAUUUAAAAGUUGUAUCAAGUGGUUAUGUUAAAAUAAAUAUGAAUAUUGUUCAUCGAUAUAAUGUAAAUACAAUUAAUACAAAUUUUGAAAGCAAAUCUUUUGAAAGAGAGAAUGUUAAUGCACUUAUGAACAAUGUAGAAAAUGUUUUUGAACAAUUCAAAGCAGCUAGAGAACGUAUGUUACAAAUUAGAAAUGCAAAUUUAUGACUUUAUUCUAUAAUCUUAGAAUUAUUCAGUAUUUUGUAUAAAUUUAUAUAUAUAAUAUAAAUUGACAAGUAUACAAAAAAAGUUACGAAUUUCUUUCUUCGAUUACAUAAUCAAAAAUUAUAAUUAAUACGAAAUAUUUAAAAUUAAUAUAAAUACAAAUUUGUUAAGUAUAUAUUUAAAUAUCGUAAAAAAGAAAAUACUACAAAACGAAAUUAUCACGCUCGCAAUAAAAAUUUGCAGUAUGAAGGUA
Messenger RNA from Vespula vulgaris, 2530 nucleotides. RefSeq names its product tectonic-like complex member MKS1 (gene Mks1). The transcript is spliced from 4 exons. The record is from RefSeq and is a predicted model, not a curated record. Lineage: Eukaryota; Metazoa; Arthropoda; Insecta; Hymenoptera; Vespidae. Gene Ontology annotation, cellular component: MKS complex. Gene Ontology annotation, biological process: cilium assembly. Bases 742 to 2280 code for a protein of 512 amino acids.